Molecule: messenger RNA, 741 nt
Organism: Dracunculus medinensis (Guinea worm)
Lineage: Eukaryota; Metazoa; Nematoda; Chromadorea; Rhabditida; Dracunculidae
Source: the annotation of a GenBank genome assembly
UCUUCGAAUUACCCCUUUUACAAUACUCACUUUAGCACUCCUCACUCGUUGCAUUGUGAAGUAGAGAAACUUAUUGGAAAUAAAUCGACUUCCACAGCUACGAUACGGCGGCGUGAACGUUUAACACAUUUAACUGCUGAGGAGAAACAAAAUCGACGAAAGUUAAAAAAUCGGGUUGCGGCACAAACAGCUCGAGAUCGUAAAAAAGAACGGACGUUUAAACUCGAACAAGCUUUGCGUUUACUUUGCGCCGAAAACAAAUCACUUCGUGAAGAAAAUCAGUCGAUAAAAGUAAAAUUAUUGGAAGCUGAAAAACGAAAUGGAAAAUUGGAAGAAAAAUUAAAACGAAUCGAGAAUGAGCGAAAAAAUGAAAUGAAGUCAGUGGAUUAUAUUUCAGGUGCAUUCUCCGUUGAAUCAGCAGAAUUCAUUAAUGAACCCCAGCAGCGGGCACAGGUAAUGCUACCUCAGGUACUAAUUCCACUUCUAAUAAUGUUAAUAGCAUUGAUCUACAAGGCAUCUUGGACGAACUAUUUGAAUCAGAUCUUGAACUUAACGAAUUCUGUAAACAAAUUCUCGACGAAAAAAGUCAGUCCAUUCAAAAUUCAUCAUCAUCACCAAAAUCAUCGUUUGAAAUUUCGAAUGAAUAUGAUUAUGCAAAAGUUAUUAGCUCGUACGAAAUGGAAAUGUCGAAAACUGUUAACACCAGUCGAGCAGAUAGCCCUUCCUUACAUCUUCACCUAG